GUGGGGACGCAGGAUGGCGGCGGUGGUUGUGGUGGGUUUGCGUGAGCGGGGAGGGGGGCGCCGCAACCGGGCGCUCGGGCCGGGGCCCCCGAGGUCGGAGGGAGGCGGAAGUGGAGGCCCUCCGGUCCGGGCGGCGUGAAUGACGCCCGCCUCGCUUGUCCGCUUGUCCGCACAGGACGAGGCGGCGACGCGCGACGUGCAGCGGCUGCUGGUACAGUUCCAGGAUGAGAGCGGGCAGCUGCUGGGCUCCCCGUUCGACGUGCCCGUGGACAUCACCCCGGACAAGCUGCAGCUCGUGUGCAACGCGCUGCUGGCCCAGGAGGAUCCCCUGCCACUGGCUUUCUAUGUCCAUGAUGCCGAGAUCGUAUCCUCCCUGGAGAGGACGCUGGAGUCACAGGCGGUGGAGACAGAGAAGGUCCUCGACAUCAUCUACCAGCCGCAGGCUAUCUUCAAGGUUCGCGCUGUGACCCGCUGCACCAGCUCCUUGGAGGGUCACAGCGAGGCGGUCAUUUCUGUGGCCUUCAGCCCCACAGGAAAGUACCUGGCCAGUGGCUCCGGAGACACUACUGUGCGCUUCUGGGAUCUCAGCACUGAGACGCCACAUUUCACGUGCCAGGGCCACAGACACUGGGUCCUUAGCAUAUCCUGGUCCCCAGAUGGCAAGAAGCUGGCUUCAGGCUGCAAGAAUGGCCAGAUUCUCCUGUGGGACCCAAGCACAGGGAAGCAAGUGGGCAGGACCCUUGUUGGCCACAGCAAGUGGAUCACAGCCCUGAGCUGGGAGCCCCUCCAUGCCAACCCCGAGUGCCGCUAUGUGGCCAGCAGCUCCAAGGACGGCAGCGUGCGGGUCUGGGACACAACCGCGGGCCGCUGUGAGCGCAUCCUUACCGGGCACACGCAGUCAGUCACGUGUCUCCGGUGGGGAGGGGACGGGCUUCUCUACUCCGCCUCCCAGGACCGCACCAUCAAAGUCUGGAGGGCUCAUGAUGGUGUGCUGUGCCGAACUCUGCAAGGCCACGGCCACUGGGUGAACACCAUGGCCCUCAGCACAGACUACGCCCUGCGCACGGGGGCCUUUGAGCCAGCCGAGGCCUCAGUUAACGCCCAAGACCUCCGAGGGUCCUUGCAGGAGUUAAAGGAGAGGGCUCUGAGCCGCUACAGCCUCGUGCGGGGCCAGGGCCCAGAGAGGCUGGUGUCUGGCUCAGACGACUUCACCCUGUUCCUGUGGUCCCCGGCGGAGGACAAGAAGCCCCUGGCGCGGAUGACAGGACACCAGGCCCUCAUCAACCAGGUGCUCUUCUCCCCGGACUCCCGCGUCGUUGCCAGCGCCUCCUUCGACAAGUCCAUCAAGCUGUGGGACGGCAGGACGGGCAAGUACCUGGCCUCCCUGCGUGGCCACGUGGCCGCCGUGUACCAGCUCGCAUGGUCGGCCGACAGCCGGCUCCUGGUCAGCGGCAGCAGUGACAGCACAUUGAAGGUGUGGGAUGUGAAGGCCCAGAAGCUGACCACAGACCUGCCCGGCCACGCGGAUGAGGUAUACGCUGUCGACUGGAGUCCAGAUGGCCAGAGAGUGGCAAGUGGCGGGAAGGACAAAUGCCUCCGGAUAUGGAGGAGGUGAGAAAUCCCAGGUUGUCUGGGAUCCCCACCUGGACUCAGCCUCUGCCUGCUGCUUGCCCUGGUGGAGACCGUAAGGCUGAGGUGAUGACCUUGAGGAUGAGCGUGGCCUGCUGUCCUCAGACAGACCCCAAGGGGUCCCUCUCCAGAGCAGGAGGUCGAAGGUCGUGGGACGUUAUCACUGAGCUCAGCCCUUGGCCAUCACAUGGUACCUCUCUGGUGCCAGUUGGGGUGGUGGGAGGCCGGGUGAUGACUGGCCCCCGCUGCUGCCCUGCCUCCUUUUCUAAAUGCCGUCUAUUCAGAGUCAGACCCCAGGUCCUGUGACCAA
Messenger RNA from Hippopotamus amphibius kiboko, 1939 nucleotides. It is a transcript of the gene NLE1, whose product is annotated as notchless homolog 1. Gene Ontology annotation, cellular component: nucleolus. Gene Ontology annotation, molecular function: protein binding. The transcript has 12 exons. Gene Ontology annotation, biological process: Notch signaling pathway; ribosomal large subunit assembly. NCBI's taxonomy places the organism in Eukaryota, Metazoa, Chordata, Mammalia, Artiodactyla, Hippopotamidae. The record is from RefSeq and is a predicted model, not a curated record. The coding region runs from base 140 to 1615 and encodes 491 amino acids.